UAUGCCGUGCCUUUCUCUCAAUGAUGAAUGCCUGGGUCCACUUCUUCAUGUGUUACAGGGAGCACAGCAGUGACGUACCUCCUUCUUAGGAGCUAUCACCCCCGGGGCAGAGAUGGGAUUAAGUUGAUGGGACUCUUAUACCAUGGAUGAAUAGGAUUUGAGAUGUUUUUCCACCAGGGUCUGAUGGCUUGCAACAAAAUCAAGUCACUAGGCCUUUUCUGCAUGCAGAGAACCUUCUGGGACAUAAAGGCCUUUGCCUUGAGUAGGAAGCAGGAGAACAGAAGUCGUCCACAGUGUCAGGAUUUCACUGAGAGUUUGCUGGGGCUCAAGAGACCUGAGAGCAUAAUGGGGCUCAAAGUCUGGCAGGAGGAAGACCAGAAGCAACUGACUGGGCAGACUUCCCAGGACGAUGCAGCCACUCCUGCUCCUGGUGGUCCUUCUCCUGCCUCCCAGGGCUAAGGCAGGGCAGAUCAUCGGAGGCCAAGAGGCCAGGCCCCAUUCCCACCCUUACAUGGCAUAUGUUCAGAUCCAGAGACCAGUGGGUCUGACCACUUGUGGGGGGUUUCUGGUGCGAGAAGACUUUGUGAUGACAGCAGCUCACUGCUUGGGAAGACAAAUAAGUGUCAUCCUGGGGGCCCACAACAUCAGGAGGUUGGAAAGGACUCAGCAGCGCAUACCGGUGCUCAGAGCCAUCCCCCACCCCGGGUACAAUCAGCAGAACAACCAGAAUGACAUCAUGUUACUGCAGCUGAGAAGCAGAGUCAGACGUAAUCGAGCUGUGAGGCCGGUGGCUCUGCCGCAGACCCAGGACAGGCUGAGACCUGGGACCCUGUGCACCGUGGCCGGCUGGGGCCUUCUCGGCCUGAACAGGAGAACAGACACGCUCCAAGACGUGCAGCUGACAGUGCAGAGGAAUGGGGAGUGCCGUAGACGCUUCAUGUUCUACACUGGCCGAACACAGAUUUGUGUGGGCGACCCAAGAGAGAGGAAAUCCGCCUUCCUGGGGGACUCCGGUGGCCCCCUUGUGUGUAACAACGUGGCCCAGGGCAUCGUCUCCUACGGAAACAGGUUUGGGACUCCUCCAGCAGUCUUCACCAGGAUUUCCAGCUUCCUGCCCUGGAUACGGAGAACGAUGAGACGCUUCAAAGAGUGGGGGCUGGAGUGACACCCCCUGUCACUGACUCCCCUUCUCUGGGGCAGAGCCCAGAUCCAGGGCGGUUCCCAGAGCCUUAAUAAACAUCCACAUCUAGAGUGGAAAUAACCGAUUCCUCAUUUGUUCAUUAAACAUGAUUCAAUACACAGCAAAUGUGUGCC
Orcinus orca (killer whale) is the source of this 1314-nucleotide messenger RNA. Its product is annotated as cathepsin G-like. Gene Ontology annotation, biological process: proteolysis. Lineage: Eukaryota; Metazoa; Chordata; Mammalia; Artiodactyla; Delphinidae. The transcript is spliced from 6 exons. The record is from RefSeq and is a predicted model, not a curated record. Bases 410 to 1165 code for a protein of 251 amino acids. Gene Ontology annotation, molecular function: serine-type endopeptidase activity. Gene Ontology annotation, cellular component: intracellular membrane-bounded organelle; cytoplasm.